This is a messenger RNA of Magallana angulata, 969 nucleotides long. RefSeq lists its product as uncharacterized. The coding region runs from base 438 to 962 and encodes 174 amino acids. Lineage: Eukaryota; Metazoa; Mollusca; Bivalvia; Ostreida; Ostreidae. The transcript has 2 exons. The record is from RefSeq and is a predicted model, not a curated record.
CGGUCCGAAUCAAGGACCCGUACCAUGGCCAAACUGUAACCGCUAAACAGAGGCCACAGUUCAACAGCUCCUGCAUAUUUGUAGGAGCGAUCUUAGGAGGGGAGGGAGGUCAGUUACCAGGUUUUCAUUGGUUCUUGGAGCCUUCCAUCACAUCAGGCACACAAUCCUCGAAAACCAUGAAGCAAUGGAGAAAACGGAUAUACAGUUCCCACUUUUGAACAAAAAGACGCUUACCUAGUGGUAAUUAAUUUUUCAUCAUUAUUUCCUUUGAUUUAUUUUGUAAAAAGUAUGAUAGUUAAGGCUAUUCUGGGAUAUUUUUAUUACUCAUUCAUUCAAAGAGGGGUAAAUACAUCUAGUAGUAAAUUAAAUAAAUUUAGAACUUUAUAACACUACUGGAAUGAAAAUUAAUUUUAGAUAAAGUUGUUGAACACAAUUUUAUGUUAAAUUUUCACUUUCCAUUUAAUAGGUUUAAUUACAAAAGUAAACAGCAGGACAAGAAGAUUUUAACUCAAGGUUUAGAGCUUCCGAAUUCUUCACAGACAACGAGAAAGACUCCUGCCGCUCUGUCCAAACCUUCAGUGCUUCCGACCCCUCCAUCUUCUGUUGGCUGGCCAAGGUUAAGGACAGGAAGAUAUUUGCCGUCCCCCAAUCCAGCUGUCUCAUUCCAACUUGUUACGGGUCCAGGGAACACAUCAGUACUCAUACCAUCCAGUGUACCACCAGCUUGUGUUACUUCAACAAGCCAGGGAGGAAUGAAACAGAAAGGAGAGGAAGUGAGGACUACAGCUACUGAGGCCAAGAAACUGAAGAGAUGUGGUAAAUGUGGAGAAAAGAGGACUCCACCUGCCCACCAACAAUACAUGGAAUACAGAUACUGCUCUUCUGUGGACAAAACACCACUUACAGAGUGGAGGGAACAGCUGAAAAAUGCAGGAGUAGCGAGGAAGAAGAAAGGAAACUAAUAAGUGA